AUGACACGGGUUGAAAUGUUAAACUCUAAAUAUUUCGAAAUUCAUUGCCUAAAUGCGAGAAAGAUUGAAUUAGAUGAAGCAAAAAGUAAAUUAUUCGCGGAACUCAAAGAAGUGGUUGCGAAAUCGAAAGAUCGAACUCAAAAUCAAACUGCUUUUUAUAGUCAUUUAAUGCAGUCGCAAACUCGGAAUAAGGAUAGAGAGACAGAUUUAGGACCAGUUUCGAUAAGGCAAUUUCCUGCCGAUGGUUUGCAGAAUUCUGGUGCUGCAGGCACGAGCGCAUAUUCCGAUUUGCAGAUGAACCGAGUGCUUCAGUAA
Messenger RNA from Loa loa (African eye worm), 315 nucleotides. RefSeq lists its product as hypothetical. The record is from RefSeq and is a predicted model, not a curated record. The transcript is spliced from 4 exons. Bases 1 to 315 code for a protein of 104 amino acids. Lineage: Eukaryota; Metazoa; Nematoda; Chromadorea; Rhabditida; Onchocercidae.